AGUAAUUUCAAGAGAACGUGCAACCAAAAGCAACAGUUUCUCCGUAAAAAGAUAUUACAAAUAGCUGUAUAUAUUGAAUAUAUAUAGGCAAAACUCUUUGUGACGUGGCAACCAACCACAAUUCAAUCGAUUGCAAUCACAAGGAAAACGCAUUGUCAUUGUCCGAUUUCAUCAGAUUCUUGAAACGCACAAUUUCCAUGUCGCAUAUUGAUAACUUAUUUAAUCAGGUGCGUUCGCUUCUGCAAUCGCAGGCUAUUAAGCUAUGGGAGGAGCCCUAUUAUUCCGAAGACCUUGGCAGCAUUGAGGCCUCCAUAGAACUGCUGGCAGAUGAGUUUAGUGACAAGCUGGGCAUCGAUGCCUCACGUUGCAAGUGCGUCAUCGUCGAGUUGCAGGACAAUGCACUGCGCAAACUGGCGGCACGUCGCGAAUUCAAUGAGACGGGUCUGGCCACGUUCAAGGUGCGUCGCAUUGACAAUCGCAAUGGAACAACCAACAUUUUGGACAUCAAGUGCGACCUGAAUGAACUCGGCUCCUCGCUGCAAGCGGCGAUUGCCGCCAAGCUCCAACUGAGCGAUGCCAACCACGUCAAGUGCAUCUCCGCCGGACGCAUUGUCUCCCCCAAUGCCACGUUGGCAUCGCAGCAGCUCAAGAACAAUCAGCAGCUCAUCGUCAUCAUCGGACAGGGCGACAAUCACAAUGGAGCACUCCACGAUCGCAUCAACAAGAUCAAGGAAGAUGUCGAGGCUGUCGUUGCCUCACAGAAUCAACUCAUGGAGAUGGAGGAUCAGGAUGGCAAUCCCGUCUUCCUGCCGCCCAACGAGAAUCGAGCACUCUUGACGGGCAUGGGUUACUGUGAGAAGGCGCGAUCGGCGAUGCAUCGGGAGGAUUACGAGGAGGCGCUGCUCUUGUUGUUGGAGGCGGAUGAGCAAUUCAAUACCUGUAAUUCCAAGUUUCUCGAGUCGGUGGAUAACUAUGCGCUGAUCAAUCUGGACAUUGUGUGGUGUUAUCUCUGCUUGAGAAAUGUCUCUCAGUUGCCGGAUGCAGAUCGUCGCCUCAACAUUUGUGAGCGGAGCUGUCGCAGCUACGGGGAGAAUUAUUCGCGUCUGUAUGCGCUGAAGGGACGCGGUUGUCCGGAGCGUGCGUUGAUCAUGCGGCUGCAGUUGCUCCAAGGUGUUGUGCUCUUUCACCAGAAUCGUCGGGAUGCUGCCUAUGAGAGAUUCGAGGCUGCGGCCGCCGUACUCAGCGAGCUGAAGGUGAACGACGAACAGCUGCUGUUGCUGGUCGAAAUGGGAUUCGAUGUAAGCGAUGCCCGUCUGGCGUUGCGCUCCAGCUCCGGCAACGUGGAGCGUGCGGUGCAGUUCAUCCAACAGCGGAAACAGCAGCUGUCCGAUGCCAGGACUCAAUCAAAGGCGGAGCGAGCAAUGCAUCGCCGCUAUGCCAAGCAGGCAACCAAAGAUAGCGACUGGGUGAAUCCCCGCAGUGUUUGCACCCUCACCGAAAUGGGAUUCGAUCGUCGCCUCGCUGCGGAGGCCUUGAAGCGCACCGAAAACGAUGUGCCACGUGCGGUGGAGUUGCUGCAAACAGGCUCCGCUGAGCUGGGGGCCACUUUACCCGCUGCCGAGAGUGCUGACAAUGUGCAGUUGGCUGCACUGCUUCAACUUGGAUUCCUGGAGCCCGCAGCACGUGCUGCCUUGGAGUCGACACGCAACAAUUUGACGCAGGCAACGGAUUUCCUGCUGAAGGCCAUACAGAGUGAGGAGGAGUUGCUGCAAACCGUUGAGCGGGUUACAAAACUGGCCACAACUGGCACUGAUGGCAUGGCAUCGACUUCCCAGGGGGCAGUACCGCCCGCCUCCUUAAUAGAUACCGUGCUGCAGAAGGCCAAGGCCGAGAUAGAUGCCUAUCAGGCGUACAAGCGUCUUCAUGCGGAUUUGUCGGGCAAUGAUCAGGAUUAUUUGGAUUUGCCGCUGCUGCAGGAGGAGCAGCUGCUGGCCGAGUAUCGCAAUUUACUCGAGCAGUGAAUACGCUCUUUCCCAGCAGCUGCAGCUCCAAGCAAUUCAAUUUGAAUUGAUUUGGUUUCAAUUCAAAUUCAACUUGAUUCAAAUUGUUGUUAGUCUCUAAGCAUUUUGAAUUUAAUUACAUUCGUUACGGCGGCUGCGACACGCCUCGAUUAAAAAAUACAAAAAAAAAAAUUCCAAACAAUAUAGGAAUAGAAAUAAAAAUAACCGGUUUAUCAUCUGUAGAUAACUGUAAUCAUGACUUGUAUAUUGCAAAUCGUUGACUUAUAAUGAUACUUAAGUGG
This is a messenger RNA of Drosophila innubila, 2302 nucleotides long. RefSeq names its product NEDD8 ultimate buster 1-like. The record is from RefSeq and is a predicted model, not a curated record. Gene Ontology annotation, molecular function: protein binding. Gene Ontology annotation, biological process: regulation of ubiquitin-dependent protein catabolic process. Bases 198 to 2021 code for a protein of 607 amino acids. NCBI's taxonomy places the organism in Eukaryota, Metazoa, Arthropoda, Insecta, Diptera, Drosophilidae. The transcript is spliced from 4 exons.